AAACAAAAACUUCGGUGGAUUCGAAGGCAACCAGCAAAAUUAGAACUCCAGCCGCAACCUGAGAGCGGUGCUCGUCGCUGCGCCAACUUUUCAGGGCCCAAAUCCGAUUCCCCUCACGUUUCUCAUAUCCCUUCCUCCUCCCACACCAACUCCACUCAAUGGCGGCUCCCUCCACCUCCCUCUCCCUCUCCCUCUCCCUCGACUCCGCCUUCCAACCCCUGCUCUUUCUCUCCUCCCACAACUUCUCCGCUCCCUCCUUCUCCCUCUCCCUUCACAAAUCCCACCCUCUCUCCCUCAAAUCCUUCCCCCGCUUAUCUCCACCCCAUGCUCUCGAUCCCUCCAUCGAGGUUCCGCCUAUACGCGGCGGCCCCUUCCUCGACCCAGGCAGCUUCAGCAAGCUCCGAACCCUCAAAGAAUUCCGCUACGUCCACCAAUUCGACCAUGGCCGCCUGGAGAUCCGCUCCAUGGAGGCCGAGGAGGUGGACCCCGCCUCCCUGCUCCUCGCCAAGUCGUUCGCCGAGUCCAUGUGGUGGGCCGGCGGCUACGUCCCCUUCCUCGCCUUCCUGGUGAGGCAGUAUGUGAUCGAGCGGCGGGCUCGGAUUCCGCACACGACCAUUCUCCUCGGCUUCUACAAGGAGAGGGAUGGGGAAGAGGAAGCCAGGCUGGCGUGCAUCGCCGAGAUCUCCUUCGAUGCUCUCGGGGCGAAUGCAGCUGUCCCGACGCCGGUGCCCCCUCAAGAAUAUCCAUACCUAAGCAACAUGACCGUGAGGAAGAGCUUUCGGAGGAGGGGGAUUGGCGGGCAUCUUCUAAAGGCGUGCGAGGAACUGAUAACUCAAAUGAAGGCUGAAAGAAAAGUAUACCUUCACUGCCGAAUGAUUGAUGAUGUUCCAUUCCGAUUGUACAAGAAAGCUGGCUAUAAGGUUGUCAAGACAGACAGCAUCUUGAUUUGGCUAACCCUUCAGCGGCGCAAAUACUUGAUGUUGAAAGAAUUGCCACCUAUUCCAGAUGACAGGAAGUCUGAUAACACGGAUUAUAAUGAUCAACCCAUUUGAUUAUUUGUAUGCUGACACAAAAUCAUCUGUUGGCUCUGUAUACUACAUUAUGCUCCAAUAUAGGUUUUUAUGUA
Molecule: messenger RNA, 1126 nt
Organism: Elaeis guineensis (African oil palm)
Lineage: Eukaryota; Viridiplantae; Streptophyta; Magnoliopsida; Arecales; Arecaceae
Product: GCN5-related N-acetyltransferase 5, chloroplastic
Molecular function (GO): acyltransferase activity, transferring groups other than amino-acyl groups
Source: RefSeq, a predicted model, not a curated record